AUGGCUACGACCGAGACCAAAGGACCAUACCAGCCACCAUCUGGAUAUUUGGGCAAUCUUAAUGCUGAACAGCAAUCUGCACUGGAUCAACUAAAAAAGGAGUUGAAGGAACAGAAGGAAACAGGAUUCGCUCUAGAAGGAGAGGAUGGAUUCGCAGAAGCUAGAAUGGGCGACGCCGGGCUCCUCAGGUUUUUGCGCGCAAGGAAGUUCAACGUUGCUGCAGCCAAGGCAAUGUGGUUAGCAAAUGAAAAGUGGAGGAAGGAGUUUGGUGUGGAUGAGAUUGUGAAGAGCUUCGAAUAUCAUGAAAAGGCAGAAGUCGAUAAAUACUAUCCUCAAUUCUACCACAAAGUAGACAAGGACGGACGCCCACUGUACAUAGAGCGGCUGGGCUCACUCGAUAUCGAUGCUCUGUACUCUGUCACUACCGCAGAUCGUCAACUUAAACGUCUUGUUUACGAGUAUGAAAGGUCCAUGACUGAGCGCCUGCCAGCAUGCUCCGCCCUUGUUGGACAUCCCGUCUCGACCUACUGCACGAUCCUCGACCUCAAGGACGUAUCUCUGCGCAGCUUCUACCGCGUCAAGGACUAUGUUAUGUCUGCUGCUUCGAUAGGACAGGACCAUUAUCCCGAAACCAUGGGAAAAUUCUACAUCAUCAAUGCCCCGUUCUUAUUCACCGGUGUAUGGUCAGUUGUCAAGCCCUGGUUAGACGAAGUUACGGUGGCAAAGAUACAAGUUUUGGGCGCCAAGAACAAGGAUGUUCUUUUGGCUCAGAUUCCCGAGGAGAAUUUGCCUAAAUCUCUUGGUGGAACCUGUCAGUGCUCCGAGGGGUGUUCCAUGAGCGAUGCAGGGCCUUGGAUCCGACCUUGA
Molecule: messenger RNA, 867 nt
Organism: Lentinula edodes (shiitake mushroom)
Lineage: Eukaryota; Fungi; Basidiomycota; Agaricomycetes; Agaricales; Omphalotaceae
Product: CRAL-TRIO domain-containing protein
Exons: 4
Coding region: 1-867 (288 amino acids)
Source: RefSeq, a predicted model, not a curated record